AUGUCGGCCGAUGUAGACUGGUUUUCUCCAAAUAACCCUGCCAAAGCGAUCGGCCUUUCAACUCCGCCGUGCCGCGACUAUAAUUCCGAUCCACCGCCGGCAAGCUUCCUGAACUCAUCGCCCACGUUCGCACGACAGAGAAUUUUUUUUGCAAUGAUGAGGCUUCAAACUUACGCGGGCUUUAGCCUAUUAGCUACGUUGGCUGUUAUCUAUCACGCUUUUAGCAGUAGAGGCCAGUUUUACCCGGCCAUGGUUUAUUUAUCGACUUCGAAAAUCAGCUUGCUGUUCCUCUUGAAUAUGGGCCUGGUUUUUAUGUGUGUCUUGUGGCAACUGACAAAGAAAAUCUUCCUCGGGCCCCUUCGGGAAGCGGAAGUCGAGCGGCUGAACGAGCAGUCGUGGCGUGAAGUCAUGGAAAUAUUAUUUGCGAUCACCAUCUUCAGACAAGAUUUCUCAGUCUCGUUUAUAGCUAUGGUUACCGCUUUACUUCUGAUCAAGGCACUUCAUUGGUUGGCCCAAAAGAGGGUCGAAUACAUCGAGACGACGCCUUCUGUUCCUAAGCUAUCUCACGUCCGGAUCGUGUCUUUCAUGGGAUUCCUUCUCCUUGUCGACUGUAGUUUUCUGUACAGAGCGGUUAAGUACUUGAUAGAAACCAGGCAGGCUUCAGUUUCGCUCUUCUUUGCGUUCGAAUACAUGAUAUUGGCCACAACGACUGUAUCAACAAUUGUGAAGUAUGUAUUCUACGUGAGUGACAUGAUUAUGGAAGGACAAUGGGAAAAGAAGGCUGUUUACACCUUUUACUUGGAGCUUAUCCGGGACUUGCUCCACUUGACUAUGUAUAUGUGUUUCUUCCUUGUCAUAUUUGUGAACUAUGGUGUGCCUCUUCACUUGAUCCGGGAGUUAUACGAGACUUUCCGUAACUUCAAAAUCCGUGUGGCUGAUUACAUACGUUACCGCAAGAUCACUUCGAAUAUGAAUGAUCGUUUUCUGGAUGCAACCCCGGAGGAGCUUAAUACGAACGAUGCAACCUGUAUUAUCUGUCGCGAGGAGAUGGUUACUGCUAAAAAACUUAACUGUGGACAUCUUUUUCACGUGCACUGUCUGAGGUCUUGGCUGGAAAGGCAAAACACAUGUCCCACGUGCAGAGCCCUCGUGGUACCACCUGAGAAUGGGACUUCAACUAGUGGAGUAAGAGCCGAUGUUCAACAGCAAGGAAGUAACAGCUCCCUUGGCACGUCUUCACAUGGAGCUUCUGGUGUUAGGGCGGGUAAUGAUAACGUCAGUCAGCAUCAGGCGAGGCUACAAGCUGCUGCUGCCGCAGCCUCGAUUUACGAGAAGUCUUUUGUUUAUCCUUCCUCGAAUACCCUGACAUGGUCACCUGGAUAUGCAUUUCUUCCCCAAACAUUCGCAAAUCCCAGCCACACCGUACCGGCAAACGAUGGUGGGAGUGGAGUCGUGAGUGGUGGUGUCUCACAACAGUAUUCGGACAUGACUUUUGUGCAGUUACCUCAGUGGGCUGGGAGUGCCGAUUCUCAACAAGAUUUGCAAGUUAAAUUAAUUCAGGACCAGAUUGAGUUGCUGCAACACAAGCUCCACCUUCUGCAAGCAUCAAAGGAUGUCAAGGGAAAAUCGGUAUUAUCACCAUCUUCAUCUGUUGUAGACUCUAGUGAGACCCGUUAUCCGGAGCCAACGGACUAA
This is a messenger RNA of Striga hermonthica, 1695 nucleotides long. The record is from the annotation of a GenBank genome assembly. Lineage: Eukaryota; Viridiplantae; Streptophyta; Magnoliopsida; Lamiales; Orobanchaceae.